Molecule: messenger RNA, 1599 nt
Organism: Striga hermonthica
Lineage: Eukaryota; Viridiplantae; Streptophyta; Magnoliopsida; Lamiales; Orobanchaceae
Source: the annotation of a GenBank genome assembly
AUGUAUGAAAGUGAACAUUCUAAGCCGAAAAAAUUCGGCGGGAUUGUAAAUAUUUUAGCCCUUUUCGAAGUGUCACGAGAGAUUUUGGUACUGAGAAUUAUCAUAAUGGGUGGUUGUAUAUCAUCAUCAUCAUCAGCUAAACCAAGCAAACCAUUCAAAACCAUCAAAGUAAAGAGAAAACGGCGUAUUCGCUCCACAAGGCGCCACCUUUUUUCUGUCACUGAUGGAAGCAGAAAAAGGAACAGUGACUCGGGGGCCCGAGUUUCAGAUUUUUCAGUUAGAAUUUGCCAGGAAGAAGCAUGGUUCGACACACUGAGCAUACUAGAUUCCGACUCGGAUGAUGAAUUCAGUAGUGUUCAUGGAGAAUUCUUUCCUAGCAUUUUGAACGGUCAAGUCCUUCCUUAUGAAACCUCAUCACGCAUUGUGGAAAACAGCAAAGAAUAUCACGAUAAGUAUCUGAAAACGGACAAUAAUAAUGAUGAAUCUUGCGCCAAAAGGAAGAAAAACUUGGAUCGAGCCCAUGUGAGUUUUAAUAAUAAUGGAUCAAAAGAUGAAAAAAACGAGCGUAUGGAGAAGGCUUCAGAGAGCUUACUGAAGUCUGUCUUGCCGAAGCUCGUCCCGUCUGUAAGUUUCAACGAUAAGACCAAUGUGGGCCCACAGGCCCAAAAGAAAAAUUCGGCCUUUAUCCGUCUUUCUUUCAAGAGGAAAUCUGUCGAUGGUAGCGAAAAAAACGAAGCAUGUGCAUCGACAAAAUAUGUUUAUCGCCCGAGGGCUGGACUGAUGAUUCCAUGUUGUGCUGAAGAGAAGCUGACUUUUGGAACUUGGUCCAAGAUUGAGCCCUCGACUUUUAAGCUUCGUGGGGACAAUUAUUUCAAAGACAAAAAGAAAAGCCCUGCAUCAAAUGCCACUCCUUAUACUCCGUUUGGCGUAGAUUUAUUCACAUCUCAAAAAAAGCUUAACCACAUUGCGCAGCACCUCGAGCUACCGACUAUAAAAGCAGAAGGGAAAUUGCCUCAAAUGCUAAUUGUUAACAUUCAGUUGCCUACUUAUCCGGCACCUAUGUUUCUUGGUGAUGGUGAUGGUGAGGGCUUGAGCCUCGUGCUAUGUUUCAAACUUUCGGAGAAUUUUGAGAAAGAUGUAUCUCCUCAAUUUCAGGACAGUAUCAAGAAAUUGAUCGAGGAUGAUAUGGAGAAGGUCAAAGGAUUUGCGAAGGACUCAACGGUGCCUUUUCGGGAGAGGCUGAAAAUAAUGGUUGGUGUUUCUAACCCUGAAGACCUCGUCUCGAAUUCGACCGAAAGAAAACUUUUAAACGCAUACAAUGAAAAGCCAGUUCUAUCCCGCCCUCAACACGAGUUUUAUCAGGGGCCAAAUUACUUUGAGAUUGAUCUCGAUAUUCAUCGAUUUAGCUUCAUAGCAAGAAAGGGGCUCGAAGCUUUCAGAGAGCGUCUAAAAACCGGAAUUCUUGAUUUGGGACUAACAAUCCAGGCCCAGAAGCCGGAAGAGCUACCGGAGAGAGUGUUGUGCUGUGUGAGAUUGAACAAGAUCGAUUUUGUCAACCACGGUCAAAUACCCACCAUUGUUAGGCUCGAUGAAGAAUGA